Messenger RNA from Ooceraea biroi (clonal raider ant), 2158 nucleotides. It is a transcript of the gene eIF3l, whose product is annotated as eukaryotic translation initiation factor 3 subunit L. Gene Ontology annotation, biological process: translational initiation. Gene Ontology annotation, cellular component: eukaryotic translation initiation factor 3 complex; cytoplasm. The record is from RefSeq and is a predicted model, not a curated record. Gene Ontology annotation, molecular function: translation initiation factor activity; protein binding. NCBI's taxonomy places the organism in Eukaryota, Metazoa, Arthropoda, Insecta, Hymenoptera, Formicidae.
GAAACCAACUGAACGAACUCGUGUCGCAUACCUAUCAGACGAGAAGGUUACCUUGGGAUUUCGAAGGGGACAGUCGUCAGGUGCGCAACGGUUGUUCCGAGUUUUCUUUUUUUCAACUUGUUAUUUCGUAUUUUGUAUUUCACUCAUUUUUGCAAUUGGCCGUAUCGAACCUGAAAGGGAUCGGGUGCAAUUAAACACUAAGAAGAAGAAGAAGAGAAGGUUACCUUCUUUCCAAGUCAUCUGGAUACAAUGAGUAAGAUGUACGAUGAUUAUAACGAGUAUGACGCGUACGACGAUUACGGGCCGCCGGACGUUCACGAUCAGUACGAUCGGCCGAGCUAUCGGCAAGUGCCCGAAAUGGUGCGCAACUUCUUGGUAUUCCUGCGUAAUUGCAUCAACGAGGGCAUGAUCUUCGAGAUUCAAAAUCUCUACGAGAACUCAUUCCCCAAGCUGUCGGAGCAGCUGUUCGACAAGUCGCCAUGGCCGGACGCCUCGACAAUCGCUCACAUCGUUGACAACGAUCCGGUCUUCCUGACCCUUUACAAAGAAUUGUACUACCGUCACAUCUAUGCGCGCAUGCAAGGUCCAACGUUGGAGCAGCGUCUCAAUUCCUUCUACAACUACUGCGACCUGUUCAACUACAUCCUACAUCCCGACACGCCGGUGCAACUGGAGCUGCCCGAUCAGUGGCUGUGGGAGUUAAUUGACGAGUUUGUUUAUCAGUUCCAGUCGUUCGCCCAAUACCGUGCCAAUCUGUCAAACAAGACACCAGACGAGAUUGAGAAUCUGAACGCUCAUAACAAGAUCUGGGACGUUCUGUGCGUGCUGAAUGUCUUGCACUAUCUGGUCGAUAAGUCCAAGAUCAAGAGCCAGUUGGAGGUUUACGCGAGCGGCGGCGACCCGGAUUCCGUGGCCGGUGCCUUUGGCAGGCAUUCCUUGUACAAGAUGCUUGGUUAUUUCUCGCUCGUUGGUCUUCUGAGAUUGCACUCCCUGCUGGGUGAUUAUUACCAGGCGAUCAAAGUGCUAGAGAACGUGGAGCUGUAUAAGAAGAGCGCGUACUCUCACGUACCCGGUUGUCAGAUCUCGACUGCGUACUAUGUGGGCUUUGCCUACAUGAUGAUGCGCCGAUAUGCCGACGCGAUUAGGACGUUCUCGGGUAUCCUGCUGUACAUUCAGCGCACGAAGCAGCUGUUCGCCACGCGAAGUUAUCAGAACGAUCAGAUCAAUAAGCAGACUGAGCAGAUGUAUCAUUUACUCGCCAUCUGCCUGGUACUGCAUCCACAGUGCAUUGACGAGGGCCUGCAGCAGGCACUGCGGGACAAGAACUAUCACGAAAAGAUGUACAAGAUGCAAUAUGGCGACCUCUCCGAAUUUGAGAACUGCUUCGUGUUUGCCUGCCCUAAAUUCCUGUCGCUGACGCCACCGAAUCCGGAUAAUCCCAACGAAGAUUACGUUCGUGAGGCCAUCAAGCAUCAGACCCAGGUGUUCAUGGAUGAGGUGGUACAGCAGAAGAUGUUGCCGACUAUUCGUUCGUAUUUGAAGCUCUACACAACAUUGCCGUUGAGCAAAUUGGCCACGUUCAUGGGUAACAAUAGAGACGAAGGCUGGGACUUGGCCAAGGAAGUCAACGCGUUGACGAUACAUUUACUCUGCUUCAAACACAAAAUGAAGAAUAUCGUUUGGACAAAAGGCACGUCGGGAUUAGACGGAAAAUUCCAGUCCGGAUCUGAGUUGGAUUUCUAUAUCGAUCACGAUAUGAUUCACAUCGCUGACACGAAAGUAGCGCAUCGCUAUGGAGACUUUUUCAUUCGCAAAAUACUGAAGUUUGAAGAAUUGAAUCGUAAACUGCAUCAUAUAAAAAUUUAAUUUGUUUUGUAUAUUACACAAAUAUUAAUAAGCAUUUUGACAUCGCGUAUAAAGAAUAAUAAAGAUUUUAAAAAUAAAUAUUUUUUAUUAAACACUCUUCACAUAUAAAGAUUUCCGAAUUAUAAUAAACUGUAUACUUUGCGUUUUGCAGUAUAUUAUUCUACGUUGUAGCACAAUGUAGAAAUAACAACAUGCAAUGUAUUUUUAUAUCCUACAAAAUAGGAUUAAUCGAUCGCGUUUGCGCUAAAUAUGCAGUAAAAAUAUGAGAUAAUAUGAAUAAAUACAUUUUCUA